GAGAAACCAUUGAAUACUGUUGGCACUGGAAGAAGUGGGAUUUUAUACCAAACUACUGCAACAUCAAAUACUGAAACCAUGAGUUUGGCCGAGGAUGAUACUACACCCACUGCUGCUUCUAUUGUGUCUGCUGUUCAUGGAUUGACUUUGGAUGCUCAGAUUCCGACUGUUGCAUCUGUAGAGAGUAGCAUGGACAGCAAUAGUAGUAAUCAAAAACAGACAGAAGCUGGCAGUGCUGAACUAGUUCAGGAAGAAAAUUGGCUGAAACUAGCAAAGCACCAGCGGAUUGUGUCUGGAUGGAGCAUGGACAACGUCAUUGAUCCUCGAGAGGAUAUAUUUGAUGCCAAUAACGACCAUAUCAAAGAGGAUAUUGUGCGAUUGAUUGCCCAGUACCUUGGCGAUGAGGGUUAUGCAUCUUCCAAGAUGAUCUUACUAGAUGAGGCUAAUGUAAAGGCUUUUGAGCGAGAGGAAAACUAUUCCGAGAUUAAGCGAAUGCGUAAAGCAAUUUUUGAUGGAGAUUGGCCCGAGAUCGACAAGUUGUGUUCUCGUCCCUUGAUUCGAAACAACAAGAGUUUUGUAUAUGCAGCGUAUAAACAACAGUAUCUCGAAUAUAUUGAGCACCAUGAGAUUCAAAAGGCAUUUACGCAUUUGAAUAAGCGAUUGAAGCCUUUGGAGCAUUUGCAAACUACUCCUAAUGAGUUUAAAGACUUGUGCUAUCUUCUUACUGCAAAGUCUGUUCAAGAUUCACCUUUGUUUAAAAACUGGGAAGGCAUUGGACCAUCAAGAGAGAAAUUAGCAGAGCUAUUCCAAAGUAUGAUUGAUUAUGAUGAAGGAGAUCGCGAAGGAGCUGUGUAUGUACCACCAAAGCGUUUAUUGAAACUGUUGAGACAGGCGAUUGCAUAUCAAAUGGGUUCAUCACGCUAUGCUCCAACAAUUACCCCCAAAAUAUCUUCUUUGUUGCAGGACUAUUCAUCGCUGGUUGUGCCCAAUACUGUCAAAAGCGUGUUUAGUGGUCACACUGGUAAUAUCAAGUGUGUAGAAUUUGUUGGAGAAGAUGGAAAACAGAUUGUGUCGGGAUCUAGUGAUAACACAUGCCGUGUAUGGCAUACAGAAACUGGUGUUCAAAUGGGUAUAUUAGAGGGUCAUACAUCUCGUAUAUGGGAUGUUACAUCUACAUUGAAUGGCAAUUAUGUUGCAAGUGCAUCAGGUGAUUCUACCAUCAAAGUAUGGAGCAUCAAUGAUUCUGGUAUGCCCUGUUUGAGCACACUUUCUGGUGGCAGCGGUGACAUGUACACGGUUAAAUACCAUCCAACCCACUCAUUUCUUGUCUCUGGCGGAUACGAUAAAGUAGUGCGACUGUAUGACAUUGAACGUGGAGUAGCUGCCAAGACAUUUACCGGACACCAGCUUUCUGUGUCUAAAGUGAUAUUCAAUCCACUUGGAAACUUGAUAAUUAGUGGGUCCAAGGACAACACAAUCAAAUUUUGGGAUAUUGUGUCGGGUUUAUGCAUCAAGACAAUCUCGUCGCAUUUGGGCGAAGUUACAUGUGUUGAAAUGAACUCGGAUGGCACUCUGCUGCUAAGUAGUUCCAAAGACAAUUCGAAUCGAUUGUGGGAUAUCCGCAUGUUACGACCAAUUCGCAAGUUCAAGGGCCACCAAAACACAUCCAAGAAUUUCAUUCGAGCAUCGUUUUUAGGAAACUCGCUGAUUGUUGGUGGAUCUGAAGAUGGCGCAGUGCAUUUAUGGGAUCGAGACAAGGGAGAUUUGCUUCAGCGAUUGCGAGGACAUUCAGGAGUGGUGUAUUCGGCAGUGUGGAACGCAAGACAAGCAUUACUAGCCAGUUGUUCAGAUGAUUGUACGCUGAGUACAUGGUGGUUUAACCCUUCAGCCAAUCGAGUUUAAAAUUGUCAGAUUUUACAAUAUAUAUGAUGGAGUUGAGUAGUAAUGAACAGCCCGUAGCACGGAACUCGUAACAGUAGCAUGGUAAAACAACUGAUGCAUUGCAGCUGUAUUCACGUAAAAUAAUGAAGACAGAAUACAUGAUAAACA
Messenger RNA from Batrachochytrium dendrobatidis JAM81, 2049 nucleotides. RefSeq lists its product as uncharacterized. The record is from RefSeq and is a predicted model, not a curated record. Gene Ontology annotation, molecular function: protein binding. Gene Ontology annotation, biological process: mRNA splicing, via spliceosome. Lineage: Eukaryota; Fungi; Chytridiomycota; Chytridiomycetes; Rhizophydiales. Bases 79 to 1902 code for a protein of 607 amino acids. The transcript is spliced from 12 exons.